This is a messenger RNA of Panicum virgatum (switchgrass), 4635 nucleotides long. RefSeq lists its product as uncharacterized. The annotation marks the transcript as partial. The record is from RefSeq and is a predicted model, not a curated record. The transcript has 4 exons. Lineage: Eukaryota; Viridiplantae; Streptophyta; Magnoliopsida; Poales; Poaceae.
GGACAAAAGGCCUUCCCUUAUCCCCUUCCCUCUCCCCCCGCCCGAGCCAUUCAGCUCACUUGUUUUCUCUGUUCUUGGCUCGGGAUAGAGGAGUUCUUGCUCAUUUCUUCACCACAUUUGUGAAGAUCUUUGAUUCCCCGUCCAUCCAUCUGCUCUAAAGGUUUGGGGCUUGUUUUUCUCUUCUUCCUUGGCUUGUAUAGCUCAUUUCAUACUUUAGAAAUAGAGAAAAUGUGUAGCUAGCUCAUUUCUUGGACAUUAUUUUGCUAGCUAGAUUGCAUAUAUAUGUAGGCGUAAUUUUCUUUUAGAUUUAGAUGAGUAUAUGGAUAGUAGAAAUUUUUAGAAUGAGUGUAGAUACUUCAUGUGAUGUACUUGUAUAUAUGACCAUAUUGUGGAUAGUUGAUUUUUUUAUUCGUGAAUGAAUUAAUGAAAUGAGUAUAUUAUAGAAUUUUUUGUAUUAUGAAUGGAUUAUUUUGACACUCUAGUGAUGUAUUUAAUCAGGCUCACAUUGAAACCAUCUAGAAGCUAAAAAAAUCUUUAUUUCGAAACAAGUAUACGUCGUUAAUCUCCAUCCAACGGUGAUGGCACUACCUUUCAGGGAUACACGAUGCGCUAUAAGGACGUCGCAAAUCGGUUGGUCGCAUCACCAGCACUUCCGAUUGAUAAGAAGACAGCAUUUGACGCAGUCAGCAUGCCGUUGUUGUACUGAGAGCAUAUGAACGAGCAUGCUGCCUGUGCCAAGUGCUGUGCCUAUUAAUCGUAAAUGUUGGUGCUGCGACUAGCCGAUUGGUGACAUCCUUGUACCGCACCGUGUCCCCCCGAAAGGCAGUGUCAUCACCGCAGGGUUGAGGUUACUGACAUAUACAUUUUCAGAAAUAAAGGUUUAUUUUUCUUCUAGAGGGUUUCUGGAUAUUGAAAAGAGUGUACUCCUGGAACUGAAGGGUGUCAAAGUAAUUAGAAGUUAUAGAGAUUUCUUUCAAUUAAUUAGAGAUUUCUUGAGGAUUAAUGAUACAUUUCGUCUUUUUUUAUAUAAUUUCAUUGUUAUUUGCAAGAGUUAUUAAUCUGAUCAUUGUAAUUGUAAUAGUAAAUAAUUUUUGCUUUGUAAUGGUAAGAAUUUAUAAUUUUGUGGAAAAUAAAGGUAUUUUUCAGUAAAAUAUGGCUUCAACAGCUGGAGGGAGUGGCGCCGGUGGGGGUGAUCGUUGUCCUUCUGGAGAGAAGGGCACAACUCGAGUAGGUCGUCGGUCCAAAAAACCUAGUGCUUUUCAUAGGGCAGCGCUCCGUUAUUUGGAAAAAGAAUAUAGAGAAUGCAUGGCAAGGGGCGAGGAACCUCCGUUUGAUCUUGAGGAUUUAUUGCGGCGUUACGGUUCGUCACCACCAAACUCGGAGGUUUCAGCUCCGCCAUCUUAUUCUGCGCCAGCAAGAAAUCCGUUAGAACAUUCUGCGUUCCAACGCAAGGACGGUUGAAAACCUAUGUGUUGUUGACCGAAUUUUUAAAUUUCAUGUAUAGUACUCCUUUGUUAAGUUCUGUAAUGGAUUAAGUACCCCUUUUAAUUAAUCAAGAUGUAUGAUAGAUAUUGCAUAUCUUUUAAUUAUUCAUGUUAUGUUACAUUUAGUUUAAUUUAGGUUUGAUAUAUUUUAUUUAUUCGAUACGUGUAAAGAAUUCAAAUCGAUUUAUUUAAAAUGCAGAUGGACCGGCAAUGGAUGUACAAUGCUGACCGACGUUCGAAAGAAUUCAUUGAUGGCCUGCAUUAUUUUUUGUCUGUGGCUGAGGCAAACAAGCAGAAUGGUUUUAUGUGCUGCCCGUGUGUUCAUUGCAACAAUAACAAGGAUUACUCAUCUUCAAGAAUCCUACACAGCCACAUUUUCGCAAAUGGUUUCAUGAAAAAGUAUGUUUGUUGGACGAAGCACGGAGAACAGGGGGUUACCAUGGAAGACAAUGAAGAAGAAGAUUUUGACGACCACUUUCCCGGGAAUGCUGGAAUCGGUGCAUUCGAUGACGAUAUUCCCAUGGAAGAGCCCGAAGUAGAUGUAGCAGAAAAUGAUCCCAGCGACGAUCUGGGGCAAGCAUUGCACAAUGUGCAGGCAGACUGUGAGAGUGAAACAGAGAGGUUGAAGUUCCAGAAGUUGUUAGAGGACCACCAUAAGUUGUUGUACCCAGAUUGUCAAAAUGGAUUUAAGAAACUUGGCACCACCUUGGAGUUGCUGCAAUGGAAGGCGACAAAUGGUGUAUCCGACAAGGGAUUUGGUGAAUUACUCAAACUUGUUAAAAAAAUGCUUCCUAAGGACAAUGAAUUGCCUGCCACAACGUAUGAAGCCAAACAACUUGUUUGCCCUUUGGGACUGGAAGUGCAAAAGAUACAUGCAUGCCCCAACGACUGCAUCCUCUACCGAGGCGAGUACGAGAAUUUGGAUGCAUGUCCCGUAUGCAGUGCAUUGCGUUACAAGAUUAGAAAAGAUGAUCCUGGAGAUGUCGAGGGAGAGCCUCCCCGGAAGAGAGUUCCUGCGAAGGUCAUGUGGUAUUUGCCUAUAAUACCACGUUUGAAGCGUCUGUUUAGAAAUAAAGAUAAUGCUAAGUUGAUGCGAUGGCACAAAGAGGAACGCAAGAAAGACUCGAUGUUGAGACACCCCGCUGAUGGGUCGCAGUGGAGAAAAAUAGAUAGAACGUACCCUAAAUUUGAUUUGGAUGCGAGAAACAUAAGGUUCGGUUUGAGUACGGAUGGCAUGAAUCCUUUUGUGCUUAUCCCGGGUCCAAAGCAGCCCGGAAAUGACAUUGAUGUGUACCUAAGACCAUUGGUCGAAGAACUCUUAUUGCUCUGGGGCGAUGAAGGUGUACGGAUGUGGGAUGAAUACAAACAGGAAAACUUCAACCUACGAGCAUUGCUGUUCGUAACGAUCAAUGACUGGCCUGCUCUUAGUAACUUGUCAGGACAUUCGAACAAGGGAUACAAAGCAUGCACACACUGUUUAGAUGAUACCGAUAAUAUAUGGUUGACUCACUGUAAGAAGGUUGUAUACAUGGGUCAUCGUCGGUUUCUUCCCAUCAGGCAUGCGGUACGAAAGAAGGGCAAGCAUUUCAAAGGCCAAGCGGACCACCGAACAAAACCGAUGCACCGUAGUGGUAAAGACGUCUUCAACAUGGUAAAAGAUCUAGAAGUUGUUUUUGGAAAGGGAUCUGGUAGCCAACCUGUUCCGAACGAAAAUGGAAUGGCGCCCAUGUGGAAGAAGAAAUCUAUAUUUUGGGAGCUACCAUAUUGGGAAGUCUUAGAUCGAGAUAAUGGACGACAAUACUUAAGUCCUGCCAGCUAUACUCUUAGCAAGGAAGAGAAAGAAACCAUGUUUGACUGCUUGAGCAGUAUAAAGGUUCCAUCUGGAUACUCAUCCAAUAUAAAAGGAAUCUUAAAUUUGGCAGAGAAGAAAUUUACAAAUCUCAAGUCCCAUGACUGCCAUGUGCUUAUGACCGAACUUCUUCCGGUUGUGCUGCGGGGGAUUCUGCCUGAUAACGUCCGGUUAACCAUCGUGAAGAUAUGUGCCUUCCUCAACGCAGUUUCUCAGAAGAUAAUUGACCCGGAGAAUUUGAUAAAGCUGCAAAACGAUGUGGUGCAAUGUCUUGUUGGCUUUGAGCUGAUAUUUCCACCAUCUUUCUUCAACAUCAUGACACAUCUUCUAGUGCACCUUGUCAAAGAGAUUGAUAUUCUCGGACCAGUAUUUCUACACAACAUGUUCCCAUUCGAAAGGUUCAUGGGGGUACUCAAGAAAUGUGUUCGUAAUAGAGCUCGUCCAGAAGGGAGCAUCGCCAGUGCGUACGGAACUGAGGAGGUCAUUGACUUUUGUGUUGACUUUAUUGAUGACCUUAAACUGAUUGGAGUCCCUGAAUCGCGAUAUGAGGGGAGACUAUCUGGAAAGGGUACAUUAGGAAAGAAAUCUUAUGUCUGCACAGAUGAUUUCUCAUUCAAGAAAGCGCAUUAUACGGUUCUUCAACAAUCAUCCUUGGUUGACCCAUAUAUCGAGGAACACAAGAAAAUUCUGCUCUCCAAUUUCCCGGAAAAGGGACCAUCUUGGAAUAUUUUAACAUACCAAGGGUACGAGAUAAAUGGAAACACAUUUUAUACGAUAGCCCAAGAUAAAAAGAGUACCAACCAAAACAGCGGUGUUCGUAUGGAUGCCACGGACAAUAAUGGAAAAAAAGACACAUAUUACGGCUACAUUGAAGAGAUAUGGGAGCUGGAUUACGGUCCCAAUUUCAAGGUGCCUCUAUUUCGUUGCCAAUGGGUUAAGCUAUCUGGAGGAGGGGUAACAAAAGAUGAGUAUGGGAUGACAAUAGUUGAUCUCAACAAUCUUGGGUAUAGAGACGAGCCAUUUGUCCUAGCCCAGGAUGUCGCUCAGGUUUUCUACAUUAAGGACAUGUCCAGCAAGCCAAAGAAGGGGAUCAACAAGCAAAAGGAUGAGCCUAAGCGACACAUAGUUCUAUCAGGAAAGAGAAACAUCGUUGGAGUGGAGGACAAGACAGACUUUUCAGAAGAAUAUAAUAAUUUUGUUGCCAUUCCAGCUUUCGAAGUAAAUGCUGAUCCAUGCAUCCUGCUAGCCAAUGAUGAUGCUCCAUACUUGCGCCGUGAUCAUAAUCAAGGGACAUUUGUGAAG